This is a messenger RNA of Ostrea edulis (European flat oyster), 2094 nucleotides long. RefSeq names its product mucin-3A-like. NCBI's taxonomy places the organism in Eukaryota, Metazoa, Mollusca, Bivalvia, Ostreida, Ostreidae. The annotation marks the transcript as partial. The record is from RefSeq and is a predicted model, not a curated record. The transcript is spliced from 5 exons.
GUAGGCGCUCUAGCAGAAGUGCAAAUAACGGUGACACCAGUCGUAAAUCUUGGACAAGACGAACUGAGCGUUGGAUGUCGUUACGUCACAAACGACUCUGCCGUAAGUGACGUGAAUUCCAUUCAAAUAUAUCGUAACACUUCGGCGGUGCUCGGUUCAGAAGCCUCAAAGACAGUUUCCAUUGUUUAUGACAGAGGUUCAAAUAUGGGUCUAAUAUCAUGGCAGGACCCAGGGGUACAGGACAGGGCCAACGUUUCAGGAAAUGUUGACUCUCCAGAGUCGUCUCUUCUCCAUCUACAGAUUCCCGCUAAUAACGUUCUCUGCGAUGACAGCGCCCUCUAUCGAUGCACGUUUUCGGUGACAAGAUCGGGAACACCUCUUGUCGAAUUUAUGGAUGCUGUCAUUACUACAAGAGAAGGCCCAGGAGAUAUUUUAUUUUCAAAAUCAUCAUCAACACCAGAACUAUUUUCGAAUGUCACCCUAAGUUUAUACCCAGCAAAUACUACAGUUAACCUCAUAUGCAACGCAACGAUUGGUUCGCAACCAGAAUCCAUGCAACUUUGUUUCAAUGAUGGUUCGGAAAACAAUGGGUUUAUUCCAUUCAACAUGUCCAGCAUUAUCGACUCCGGUGUUAUUUCAAGUGGAAAAUGUAACAACCACCGAGUAUUUUCCUUCGAAUAUCAUUUGGGAACAAAUGACACCGCCACCUUUCUUUGUCUUGUUGGAAGCAACGCAACUUGUGCAUUGGGAAUUGUGGCGGAAACCUACACAGUCUCAUCUGAGCAAACAACUAGCGAGAGCACAGUCACCCCGAUUAGUACUACACAAGACGGGACUUUGUUUACAACCAUAGAACCGGAAACAGAUAGCGCAGCCUCGUUCACGUCCACAGAGCCGGAAACAGAGAGCGAAGCCUCGUUCACAUCAAUAGAACCGGGAACAGAUAGCGAGGCCUCGUUCACGUCCACAGAGCCGGAAACAGAGAGCGAAGCCUCGUUCGGUACAACUGAACCGGAUGCAGGAAAUGGUACUACCUUUGCAACCACAGAAUCCGAGACAGAGAAUGACACUUUGCUCACUACCAUUAAACCCGAUACCGACAAUGAAACUUCGUUUACAACUGAAACUAAUACAGAAAGUGACGUUUUAUUCACAAGCAGAGAGACCGACACAGACAGUUAUCAGACCGGAAUGCCAUCCACAGUCACACAACCAGAUAUGAUGUAUAACGGAACUUCCACCAACAGCGAACUGGUAUCCAAUGUGACCGAGCCGAAUUUUCCUGAGAAUGGGGUGUCAACAACAACGAACGCAGGAUUUGCAACGGUUACAGAAACCUCUUCCACGUUCACGGAAAACACACCGACAAACGAUAUCAAUACCACCUCCUCCACACCUAUUGUUACCGAAAACAGCACAGCUCACACAACCGCUACUGCCGAUUUCUCCAACCCUUCCCAAGCACCUGUUACAACUGAUUCUUUUUCUACGCUUACAGACUUAGGUUUCACAGAGGAAGCAACACAAACUGCAAUGGCCAGCACAACCCAACCAAGCGUCACUGCGACAGAAACAAGUUCCGGUGGUGUAAGUGAUGACAUUUUGACGUCUCUGCCUAGCAACACAGUUACAAUUCCUCCCAACAGUACUACAGAUGUCAGUGAUACCAGCACAGGUCCGUCACAGGAAGUAUCGUCCACGUCCUCCACCACUUUUUCUGCUUCACUGAGCACGACACUCUCCUCCACUACCCGUGUCUCUGAUUCUCCUGGAACGUCCUCUGGUGUGGCAUCUACGGAAACCUCCAGCAUCCAACAACAAUCUCGAUCCUCAGCACCGGAUUCUAAUGCUUAUCUACUGGUGGUCGUUCUGCUUUUAUUGAAGAAUUACACAGCUACAAGUACUUAAUAUCGGUGUCCUAACAAUGUGAUUAAAAACACCGCGUCAAAAUGAAAUGGAAAACUAUAUUUUACCAGCUUUGAGAAAUGGGACGCUUUUAAAUCCCUUAUAUACCAAACUGGAAAGGGUUUAUGAAUUUCUAUAUUUGAGAUUUGUAUUGUUAUUACAUUUAAUUAUUUAUGCAACGCUUUACGC